Molecule: messenger RNA, 1584 nt
Organism: Seminavis robusta
Lineage: Eukaryota; Bacillariophyta; Bacillariophyceae; Naviculales; Naviculaceae
Source: the annotation of a GenBank genome assembly
AUGACACCCACUCUGGAUGUAGAGCGAGGAUCCUUGAAAUCUGUCCAGCCAGAAGACAUGGGGAGCGAUGAUCUGCAUCAGGAAGCUACCAGCGACUCGAGCGGGGAGCAACAUUACGCUACCCCACAAGAAGAAUCACACACGCAACACACUCGACAAGAAUCCGUAAUAGAGCAGAGCAACGGCAUUCCAGGGCACGAGGAUAAUGAAGAUAAUGAUGACCAACUCGAAAGAAUACGAGUGGAUGCAGAGAGUGAUCCACCACCCAGAUCCACCGAACUAGGCCACGGCAGCAAUCGCCAAAUACGACAAAGCCUGGCACAAAAGCACUUCCAUCGACUCUCGGUUAGCUUGUCUUUGCAACCUAGUCGCCCCAGUCAAGAGAUGGAUUCGAUCAUAAUGAGCGAGUUGGAAGAUGAGGCAGAAGCACCCCCACCAAAGGACUAUUGCUGUUCCUUGUUCCCAUUAGCAUGGCAAGAUUUGCGGCAAGGCAAUGUCUUUUCUCCCUACGAUGGAGGGCAUGUUCUGGACUAUGGUCAUGAAAUUAUUGCGCUCUCGACCGUGUUUCUCGCCAUUAAGCUGGGCUUCCAAGGCGUGGUCGAUUUUUCCACGGACCGAGAGCCCUUGCUGGUAGCUGGCCUCUGUUUCUUUCACAUUAUGGUAUACUGGAUCAAUGUCCUGCAUUUUCUCAAGUACACGGACAUGAAGAAUUUCUCUAUCCUUCAAUUCUGGCUCUUGGCGCUGUUCUGUUUGGGAAUCACCUACUAUCCGGUCAGCUUGGAUGCUUGGCUUGAAGGAGACGAACGGAGAGGGGAACGACGAAACCCAAACACCAAAGCCAGCGAUCCAACGCAAGAGGAAGAGACAGAAGAAGAAGCACUAUCGCCCCAAAAACCAGAGCAACAAUCUUGGAAGGAGUUUCUGCACGAGGCCUACCUCGACGCCAAAUCUCCCCAAGCAUUUUCCUCCUUUGAAGCGGGACGAUUCGUCAACUUUUUCAAUUCCAUGACUUCGCUUGCCGUCACCUUUUUGGUCUUUAGAUUCAGUUGGAGACAAGCCACAGAAGCUGAUGAAGACCCAAGGCCCCUGCUGCUGUCCAUCUACUGCUACCUUCAUGUCAUGGUGAUAUUUGUCAAUUUGCGACAUUUCAUGAAGUUUUCACCCGAUAACUUCAAUUUGGCGCAGGUAUGGUGCGUGAGCUUUAUGGUGCUGUUCCUGACGUACUAUCCACUGAGUUUGGAGUACUGGGUGGAACACGACGAUCCCUCCUUCUACUUUGUGGUCAGUAUUGCCGUCUCCAUGUUGAUAGUCCUAUUGAACUACUUCACUCCGGUCGAUGAGAACGAAGCCAACUAUCUUUAUCUCUGGUACCACCGCUACAUGGGCGUGGUCGCGGCAUGUUGGUUUGCUCGCGCGUUUCUGUUGAGCGAGCUCGGAGUUUCCGGGGCCCAGUGGAUGGUAUAUUUUGGAAGCUUCCUGGCCAUGAUUCCGCUGGGGGGGGACAAAACGCAAGGCAGAGCCAGAGGCAGAACGGACAGGGAACAGUCUAGAUUGAUACCAAGAGGUUGCAUAACACGUUGCUAG